Calidris pugnax (ruff) is the source of this 789-nucleotide messenger RNA. Its product is annotated as growth-regulated alpha protein-like. The coding region runs from base 13 to 309 and encodes 98 amino acids. The record is from RefSeq and is a predicted model, not a curated record. The transcript has 4 exons. Gene Ontology annotation, cellular component: extracellular region. Lineage: Eukaryota; Metazoa; Chordata; Aves; Charadriiformes; Scolopacidae. Gene Ontology annotation, biological process: antimicrobial humoral immune response mediated by antimicrobial peptide; cellular response to lipopolysaccharide; chemokine-mediated signaling pathway. Gene Ontology annotation, molecular function: chemokine activity; CXCR chemokine receptor binding.
CAGAGAGCAGACAUGGAUAGCAAGACCGUAAUCUCCCUCCUCCUCCUUCUCUCUUUUAUGGGCAACUUUUCUGAGCUGCUGCUGGCAGCGGAGCUGCGGUGUCACUGCAUCCAGACUGCCACUGGAAUAAUGCUGCCAAAGCACCUGGCCAACGUCGAGAUCAUUCCCAAGGGCCCGCACUGCAACACCCUGGAAAUCAUAGCAACACUGAAGAACAGCCAGCAAAUCUGCUUAGAUCCCCAGGCUAAAUGGGUGAAGAUGGUAAUUAACAGGAUUCUACAAAGUUCAUCCCAGAAACGGCGUCAGUGAAGGAACCAGAGGCCUCCCAGCAAGCACGAGAAAGCCAGAGAGAAAAGCCUUAGCCUUUAAGCAUCUCCAGGGUCAGGAGAUAGGAAAUUAUUCAUAAUUUCACUCUAUUUUUUUUUGUAUUCUCACUGCUCUUGGUGCACAGAUUGUUCAUCUGCAAAAGGAAACUGCUGGGCUCAACAGGCUGCCAUACCACCUGCAGACUCUUGUAUUUUAUGGCAAAAUUUUACAUGGUUCUUAACUGCAGAGGCUUUUGAAGCAAUAUCCUAACCCAACCCUAGACUUGGGGGGUCAGCUGGAAACACCCUCACAGGUUCAGCAUUCCCUGAGCUGGGAGUUAGCUACACCACAGCAUCUCCCAGCUUCAUUAUCAACCAUUAUGAAGUACAGUUUUGUCUAGUUUAAGAGGGCUGUGGUUUUCAAAGCAAAGAAAUAUUAACCAGAGGAGAUUCUUACUGAAAGGGAAAAAAAACCCCAAACAAU